This is a messenger RNA of Brassica oleracea var. oleracea, 1515 nucleotides long. RefSeq names its product target of Myb protein 1-like. Lineage: Eukaryota; Viridiplantae; Streptophyta; Magnoliopsida; Brassicales; Brassicaceae. Gene Ontology annotation, biological process: protein transport to vacuole involved in ubiquitin-dependent protein catabolic process via the multivesicular body sorting pathway. Gene Ontology annotation, molecular function: ubiquitin binding; phosphatidylinositol binding. The coding region runs from base 127 to 1275 and encodes 382 amino acids. The record is from RefSeq and is a predicted model, not a curated record. The transcript is spliced from 4 exons.
UUUGCUACUUCUUCUCUGCUCAUCAUUUCGAUCCGACAGGUUUGUUUGAAGAUUCAACCUUUAAAAAAAAAAAAACAAGAUUUGAUCGUACGAAAGAAACUACAUCUCAGGUGAAUCACAAGAACGAUGGACAAACUGAAGAUAGCUGAGUGGGGAGAGAAGCUGAAGACAGGGGGAGCUCAGAUGAGCAGGAUGGUGAGCGACAAAUUCAAAGACAUCCUCCAAGCUCCCACCUUGGAAUCCAAAAUGGUCGAUGAAGCUACUUUGGACACUCUCGAGGAGCCCAACUGGGGAAUGAACAUGAGGAUAUGCGCUCAGAUCAACAACCAUGAGUUCAACGCCACCGAGAUCGUCAGAGCCAUCAAGAGGAAGAUCUCUGGUAAAAGCCCCGUGAGCCAAAGGCUGAGCCUCGAGCUUCUCGAGGCUUGUGCUAUGAACUGUGACAAGAUUUUCUCCGAAGUUGCUUCGGAGAGGGUUCUUGAUGAGAUGGUUUUGUUGGUUAAGAACGGUGAAGCUGGUUCCGAGAAUAGAAGCAGAGCUUUUCAGCUUGUUAGAGCUUGGGGACAGUCUCAAGAUCUUGCUUAUCUUCCUGUUUUCAAGCAGACUUAUAUGAGCUUGGAAGGAGAUAAUGGUUUAAACGCCCGUAACGAUGUGAAUCCAAUGAGUGGACAAAGCUCUCUGGAGUCUCUCAUGCAAAGGCCUGUUCCAGUUCCUCCACCUGGUAGCUAUCCUGUUCCUAAUCAAGAACAUGGUCAUGGAGAUGAUGGUGGUGGUCUCGACUAUAACUUUGGAAACUUAUCGAUCAAGGAUAAGAAAGAACAGAUUGAGAUUACACGGAACAGCCUCGAGUUGCUCUCUAGCAUGUUGAACACUGAAGGGAAACCAAAUCACCCUGAGGACGAGCUAACGGUGAGCUUGAUGGAGAAAUGCAAGCAGUCACAGCCGUUGAUUCAAAUGAUCAUAGAGAGCACAACAGACGACGAGACUGUUCUUUUUGAGGCUCUCCACGUGAACGAUGAGCUCCAACGCAUUUUAGCUAUUUAUGAGAAGACUGAUGAAAGUGAGAAGAAGAGGGCCAUGGUGGAACAAGAAUCAUCGGGAAGCAAAGAUACUGGUCCCAAACCAACAAGAGAAGAACAGCCUGUGCAACCAAAGGGCGAUGAUAACGACAAAAACCAUUCACAAUCAUCAGGAUCCGGCAACAAGGCUGGCAAAGAAGAAGAUAAGCAGGUGAAAAUAGAACUCGGUUUAUCGAGUGAUGAAGAUGAAAAAUGAGCAAGUCUAUGCUUGUCUUCGUAGGACGUUGGUUAUCAGAAUGUUGGGGAAGCUUUGCUGUUCUUUUGAUGUUUUUUCUUCUGCAAUGUAACGUUCAACUAUACAUCUGUGGGAACCUUGUUUGGCUUCAUUUUCUUUGCUCUUGACAUUUUAAAAACCGUAGGUGUGAAUCUUCACCCGACACCGUAUGUAUUCAUAUACGUUUGGUGUAUUUAUACGAGGUGUUUUGGUUAGCUGGAA